Molecule: messenger RNA, 633 nt
Organism: Triticum turgidum subsp. durum (durum wheat)
Lineage: Eukaryota; Viridiplantae; Streptophyta; Magnoliopsida; Poales; Poaceae
Source: the annotation of a GenBank genome assembly
AUGGGCGCGAUGAGCGGCGCCAUGGAGUGGCACGCGUGGCUGUCGUCGGCGCGGCUGGAGCCGGCGCUGGUGCACGAGUACGCGCUGGUGCUGGCGCGCAACGAGCUGGAGGCCGGCGACGCCGCCUACUUCGACCACGACUUCCUCCGCAGCAUGGGCAUCGACGUCGCCAAGCACCGCCUCGAGAUCCUCAAGCUCGCGCGCCCCGGCCCCGGCCCCGCCCCCGGAGAGCGGGGCCGCCGUGGUACGUCCUCCUCCGCCGCGUCGCUCUCGGGCCUCGUGGCCGCCGUCGGCCGCGCCGCCAGGUACGUGCGCGCGCUCGUCCGCCUCCGCGGGGAGCCGUCGUCGUCGUCCACGGCGCUCGUGCUGGUCCCGAGCCAGCAGCAGCCGGACGGCCACGUCGACGUGGGCCGCUCGAGCUUCGGCCACUGCAAGGCGCCGAAGCGGACCAGGUCCAUGCCCAAGGCGCCAGGUACGACGUGCGCGCGCUCGUCCGCGGCGAGGGCCACGCGCCCGGCCGGCGGGUGCAGGGGCGCCGCGACGGUGCACGCCAUGAGGGACGCCGAGAGCGGCGGCGGCGGCGACGAGACGGUCCAGUGGGAAUGCCUGUUCCAGGACCUCAACCCCAACUGA